CCGCUUCCGCUCUUUGGAUCAAUUCUGGUGUCAAUUUCGAGAUCGAAAUAUUCUCUGCCCUCAGGAGUGAUGGUUCAGUGGUUUCGGUUUCGCUCAUAUCUGUGCUGA
Medioppia subpectinata is the source of this 108-nucleotide messenger RNA. The record is from the annotation of a GenBank genome assembly. Lineage: Eukaryota; Metazoa; Arthropoda; Arachnida; Sarcoptiformes; Oppiidae.